AUGGUGGGAUACUACCCCAGUCGUCCAGUUUGGCGUCUGUGUCCGCACAACCGGCUCCUCGAGAUUUACAAAAGGCAGGUCAUUGGGUUUAGUCUUAUUCCAAAUGAAGGAGACGUGCGACGCCUUAGCAGUCUUCGUACUAAGAGACUGAUUUCACGACGGAGCACGUAA
Molecule: messenger RNA, 171 nt
Organism: Plasmopara halstedii
Lineage: Eukaryota; Oomycota; Peronosporomycetes; Peronosporales; Peronosporaceae
Exons: 2
Coding region: 1-171 (56 amino acids)
Source: RefSeq, a predicted model, not a curated record